This is a messenger RNA of Oreochromis niloticus (Nile tilapia), 1218 nucleotides long. RefSeq lists its product as uncharacterized. The coding region runs from base 150 to 1025 and encodes 291 amino acids. The transcript has 8 exons. NCBI's taxonomy places the organism in Eukaryota, Metazoa, Chordata, Actinopteri, Cichliformes, Cichlidae. The record is from RefSeq and is a predicted model, not a curated record.
UCUUUGCUUACCCCCUUUUUCUCCAGAGGAAGUUGGCAGCUAACGUCCCAGGACAUAUUACGUUCCUUUGCUCCGAUGUGGCCUGUAAAUAUUUCCCCUAUUUAACCAAGGUGGCUCAGCAGUGCCCUGAGCUGAGGAACCUCUUGUCAAUGCGUCCUUUUCUCUCCGUCAUGCAUGCAAAGGCUCACACUUGGAAAUGCGAGAUCAAAUGGGGAGGUGCGUUUCAGGAUGGGGCCGGUUCAACAGUUGGAGAAGAGGUGGAACAAGUAAACAGUUUCCUGUCUAGGGCGGCCAUCACAACGAAGUACAUGUCUAAAGCAGGGCGAACAGACAUGCUGACCCUCCUGGCUUUGGGUUGGAACAAAAGGAAAGUGGAACAACUGGGCCGCACUUUGAGCCAGAGAUAUCUAAAGAUCAUAAGGAUCCUUAGAGAACAAGUGGAGAGCCUGAAUGCGACCAAAAAUGAGCUGGGUGUGGAUGAUGACACACUGCAGCAAUGGGUGGCCGAUGUGCAGAAAUGGGCUGAAGAAACUGAUCAAACUGAUGGCAGCCUUGGAGCGUUGCAGGCACGAAUAGAGGAGCUUGUCGUCAUCAUCAGAGUGCGAACACAAAGUCUUUACAGACAAAAUGAUAGCAACAAGAGGCGACACAGAAUUCGCAAGGUCAUCUUAGUUGAGAAGAAACGCUUGGCGGCUGCUGUUGACGACUACAACAAGCUUGCUGAACCAACAAAGCAAAUCGUAUCCAGUGAUGCCCUCAUCCAGACCGAUAUUUGGCCCUGGCAGAGCACAAGUGAACCUGCUGCUGAACUCCAGACAAAGAGAAAGGUUUUUGAGAAGGUGAUGGCUGUGAGGCGCCUGAGAGAGGAGGAGAUGAUCCUUUGCAGGGAGAUGCGGCAUCACUGGACAGUGUUGCGAAUGCGAUCUGUGGUGUUGGGGACAAUCUCCUCAGACUCCUCCCUUGUUGGCAUGUCGGAGGAUGCACAGAAGGGACUCCGUAGCCUGGUUUUAAAAAACACAAAGUGAACUGAAAGCUGAAAUGCUCAAAAUAAAGGACAUGUACAAGAGAAUCCUCAGCCACCAACCACUCCUGGAAAUGGACUCGGAGGAGGAGGAAGACAUUCCAGACGAUGCCACUGAGAGUGAUUUGAGCACUUCUGAUGAAGACUGAUUGUGUCAUCCUUGAUGUUAUUUUUGGUAAAAUAAAAAGUUAAUCACA